GAUUAUAACAGGUUUUAGGAAAUCUAGAGACUUAGCAUUUCAGAAAUACACUUUUGAGUAGGCAUGAAACUUUGUGAAUGGAGAAUAGGGUUAAAACACUGAGAUAUCAGACAUUAGCAGAGGCUUCCCCCAGUUUAUUUCUGACAUUCCCAGGAACAUGCUGAAGGCAAUGAGGAACCACAGUGUCAUCUCUGAGUUCAUCCUCAUGGGGCUGUCUGCGGACCCCCAGACCCAGGCUCUGCUCUUUGUGCUGUUCCUUGUUAUUUACCUCCUGACCCUGAUGGGCAAUCUGAUGUUGCUGCUGGUGAUUGGGUUUGACUCUCAUCUUCACAUCCCCAUGUACUUUUUCCUGAGGCAGCUGUCCUUCCUCGAUCUCUGCCACUCCUCUGUCACUGUGCCCAAGCUGUUGGAGAAUCUGCUGUCUGAGGAGAAAACUGUCUCAGUAGAAGGCUGCCUGGCUCAGGUCUUCUUUCUGUUUGCCUCUGGGGGCACUGAGUCCUGCCUACUCACCGUGAUGGCGUAUGACCGCUAUGUUGCCAUUAGGUCUCCUCUGCUCUAUGGCCAGGUGAUGAACAGACAGCUCUGUAUGGGGCUAGUGUGGGCCUCAUGGGGUUUGGCUUUUCUGGAUGCUCUCAUCAAUAUCCUUGUAGCUCUCAAUUUAGACUUCUGUGAGGCUCAAAAUAUCCACCACUUCUGCUGUGAGCUGCCCUCUCUCUACCCUUUGUCCUGCUCUGAUGUGACUGCAAGUUUUACAGCCCUGCUCUGCUCCAGCAUCCUGCAUUUCUUUGGAAAUUUUCUCCUGAUAUUUUUCUCCUACGUUCGCAUUUUGUCCACCAUCCUGGCCAUCAGCUCCACCACAGGCAGAAGCAAGGCCUUCUCUACCUGCUCCUCCCACCUCACUGCAGUGAUCUUCUUUUACGGUUCGGGACUUCUCCGUUAUCUCAUGCCCAAUUCUGGAUCCACUCGAGAGUUAUUCUUCUCCUUGCAGUACAGUGUGAUCACCCCCAUGCUGAAUCCCCUCAUCUACAGCCUGAAGAACAAGGAGAUGAAGGACGCUGUGAAAAGAAUGUUGAGGAAAUGUUUCUGGUGCUUCAAAUAAUAGCACCAGAAUGAUGAGGAUUCUUGGUAGAAGUGCAAUAAGUAGUGCCUGGAUAUUCAGAAGAAUUUUCUGAUGUCAGGAUCUGCAAGGUUCCCUACAGCUUUUCUUAAGAAUACUUAAGCAGAGGUGGAGUUAAGUUUCUUAGAAUGUUAUCAGUUGAGUCUGAGUCAGAGAUAAGUGGUCCUAGGUAUUUUUCCUAGAAAAAUAUUUAAAAUAUUACACACAGUAUGGUACACAUUUUUAUUAUACUCCGUCUAUCUUUGCCAUGCUUCUAGCAGCUAAAUUCCACUUGAUCAAUAUGGUUCCAGAGAGACUGUUAAUUAUAGAUUUUGUUAACCAUGGUGACCCCUAGUUCUCCCUGUCCCUGCUCAUUAUUCGUUCAUUCUUCCUGGCACAGUGUCUAGUAUAUGGUCAAUGUCAAACCAUUCACUCUGUAGGAAUUUUAAUGAGGAGAGAUUCAGAGAGGCAGAGGUCAGCCAUUCUGUUUGCAGUACUCUGACAGCCAAUCCCCGCGGCCCACUGAUAAGAUCACUAGUGUUAUCCUAGCUUCUUCCUUUUCAAGGCAGACAUAAACAUGAAUUGUAAUAAGAACACAUGAUCAGAUAUUUGUAUGAUGU
Pipistrellus kuhlii (Kuhl's pipistrelle) is the source of this 1716-nucleotide messenger RNA. RefSeq names its product olfactory receptor 8S1. Gene Ontology annotation, biological process: G protein-coupled receptor signaling pathway. The transcript has a single exon. NCBI's taxonomy places the organism in Eukaryota, Metazoa, Chordata, Mammalia, Chiroptera, Vespertilionidae. Bases 158 to 1099 code for a protein of 313 amino acids. Gene Ontology annotation, cellular component: membrane. The record is from RefSeq and is a predicted model, not a curated record. Gene Ontology annotation, molecular function: G protein-coupled receptor activity; olfactory receptor activity.